Molecule: messenger RNA, 1470 nt
Organism: Aspergillus thermomutatus
Lineage: Eukaryota; Fungi; Ascomycota; Eurotiomycetes; Eurotiales; Aspergillaceae
Product: putative MFS monocarboxylate transporter
Exons: 5
Coding region: 1-1470 (489 amino acids)
Biological process (GO): transmembrane transport
Cellular component (GO): fungal-type vacuole membrane
Molecular function (GO): transmembrane transporter activity
Source: RefSeq, a predicted model, not a curated record
AUGGGGACGACCGAAAAAACGGAUACUCCAUCACUGGAACAGGAUGAAGCCGUCCCGGCACAAACAGGACAAGAUGCUGUUGAGGGUGCAGAGCCAGUAAAACCGGUUCCAAAUGGGGGAUUACAAGCGUGGCUCAGUGUACUCGCUGGGUUCUGUGUGUUUGUAAAUUCAUGGGGACUGCUUGCUUCGUAUGGCGCAUUCCAAGAGUACUAUCAGACGGUACUUCUGACAUCGCAGUCGCCAUCGUCCAUUUCCUGGGUAGGCAGUGUGCAGGCGACAUUGAUCGUCAUGGUUGGCGUCGUGACUGGUCCGCUGGUUGAUUCAGGAUAUCUGCGGGUUCUGAUCACCGUUGGAAUGACUCUGGUGGUCAUUGGGAUCAUGAUGACCAGUCUGGCGACGCAGUACUACCAGAUCAUCAUGGCUCAAGGCUUCUGUGUCGGUAUCGGCGGUGGCAUCGCCUAUAUCCCCGCGAUGGUGGUCAUCUCGUCCAACUUUACCACGAAACGGCCCAUCGCAAUCGGCUGCGCGGCCAUCGGCUCGAGCGUCGGCAGCGUCGUCUUCCCCAUCAUGUUUCGCCAACUGCAACCGCGCAUUGGGUUCCCCUGGACAGUCCGCAGCAUCGGCUUCAUCAAUCUAUUCCUCGCAAUCAUCACCUGCCUCAUCCUCUGCCGGAAACCAGGCAGGAAGACGCGCGCCCGCAGCAUGAUCGAAUGGCGCGCCUUCGCCGACCUCCCCUUCAUGCUCUUCUCGACCUCCCUCACCUGCGUCAUGCUCGCCUACUACAUCCCGCUCUUCUACGUCCCCUCCUACGCGCGCACCCAGCUCCACACCACCCGCAGCCUCUCCUUCUACAUGGUCGCCAUCAUCAACGGCGCCUCCGCCUUCGGCCGCGUCGUCCCCUACCUCCUCAGCGCGUACAUCCCCCCCAUCGCCAUCCUCCUCCUGGGCGUCGCCGGCUCCGCACUGGCCAUGUUCACCUGGAUCGCGGCGACCAAUCUCCCCGGGUUCAUCGUCUGGGCGUGCUACUGGGGGUUUCUCAGCGGGGUGCUGGUGACCGCGCCGACGGCGAUCAUCGGACAUCCGGCGCUGUGUCCUGACCCGAAUUACCUGGGGACGCGCAUGGGGAUGAUGUGGGGGAUCAGUCGAGUUGUCAAUCUUGACGAUCUGCACUACACCACUGCGCAGCACAACAGCACAACAGCACACCAGCACACCAGCACACCACAGCGUCACAGUGCUUAUAACUACGAAAUGGCAAUCUUAUUACGGAGAGACUGCGACGCGAGUAACCCCAACUCCUCCGCUUGCGAGAAACCGGUCAGCGACUUCCUCAAGACAGGCGUGCCGGGGAUUAUCGUGGGGAUACUCGUCCUGAUUGCCAUCUGUGUGUGCUGUUAUCUCCUCUACCGGAACAAGAAGCAAGACGCGCGCGAGGCGGAGGAUGCGCGUCGCUGGAAUCUGGACAAAUAA